UACUUUUUCAGUACCAUGAAGGUCGUAGCGGGAAUCGCGGUUCUAAUCUGCCUUUUUAUAGAGGCUGAAGAAGGAUCGGCUUAUCUACUCGAAUCGGAAUGUGGAACAAAAAAACAAAGCGAUAUGGGUCCCAAAAUUAAAGGAGGUAAAGAUGCAGACCCAUUUUCGAAUCCAUGGAUGGUUCGGUUGAUUGUGGAGAGUCCGAUUUGUGGUGGCUCACUCAUCACCUGUAGUUUUGUUCUGACGGCGGCGCACUGCGUAUUCAACAAUACUAUGCGAGUUCGCUUGGGCGAAUACGACACUAUGAAUCCCGAGAAUUCCUAUGAGAUCGAAGCCGACUUAAAAGUUGUUCACCAAGGUUACAACUAUGAUCCAACCACUUACAAAUAUGACAUAGGAUUGCUUCGGUUAAAAAGCGCGGUGCAGUUUUCAGAUUAUGUCAGACCGAUUUGCCUUGCCGUCCACGAGCCAAUAAGACCCAUUAUACCAUUUAUGAUCGCUGGUUGGGGACAGAGUGAAAGCGGUCAAAGCAGCAAUAUUCUACAGACAGCCUAUGUACAUCUUAUCAGUCAGUCAAUCUGCAGCCAUCACUAUACCAGACACGUUGGUCGAUCCCAAUUAUGUGCUUAUGAUCAGACAAGCGACGCAUGUGCUGGGGAUUCCGGCGGCCCGUUGAGCGCUGAGCUACAGUACAGGUAUAGGAAUCAGACUUUCCAGCUCGGUAUCGUCAGCUAUGGCUCGCAGUACUGUAGCAGCGCAACUGUUUACACAAAUGUAUUGCACUAUAUGGACUGGAUUUUGGGAGUUCUGAAAGAAUAUGGCCAGAGGCCAGCAGUUCAAGAAAUACGUUAUUGUACAAAUGGGACCAAAAUCGAUCCGAACCGGUAAACCUGUUUUCACUAU
Messenger RNA from Drosophila gunungcola (fruit fly), 903 nucleotides. Its product is annotated as kallikrein-6-like. Gene Ontology annotation, molecular function: serine-type endopeptidase activity. Gene Ontology annotation, biological process: proteolysis. The coding region runs from base 16 to 888 and encodes 290 amino acids. The record is from RefSeq and is a predicted model, not a curated record. The transcript has 5 exons. Lineage: Eukaryota; Metazoa; Arthropoda; Insecta; Diptera; Drosophilidae.